This is a messenger RNA of Cotesia glomerata, 357 nucleotides long. Its product is annotated as cystatin-like protein. The coding region runs from base 1 to 357 and encodes 118 amino acids. Lineage: Eukaryota; Metazoa; Arthropoda; Insecta; Hymenoptera; Braconidae. The record is from RefSeq and is a predicted model, not a curated record. The transcript has a single exon. Gene Ontology annotation, molecular function: cysteine-type endopeptidase inhibitor activity.
AUGUUAGACCAAAGUUCAGAUCCCCCAAAGUCUGGUGGAAUCAAGAAAGUAUCGGUCGAUUCGCCAGAGGUGAAAAAUUAUGCUGAGCAAGGCUUGAGGAAAUUGUCGUCUACCCAUGGAAGCACUAAUGAGCUCAUUCUUACGGAAAUCAUUAGUGCAACUUAUCAAACUGUUGCUGGAUCAUUACACAAAAUUCAUGUUAAGUACGGAGAAAGUAAUUGUCCUAAAGGCCAAUUCAGCGAGGCAAGUACUCUAGCGGAGAAUAGUCCAAUUAAAGAGUGUUUGAUCAGCGUCUGGUCAAGACCUUGGAUAAAGGAAAAUCCCCUUGAGAUUAACAUUAAAUUACUUGAAGAUUAA